AUGGGCCUCUUUUUGCCGUACCAGAAUAUUAAGUGCGAUUAUGUACCCCGUGUUGCAUAUAUUUAUCCAGAAAGAAAUGAUGAACAUUUGGAUGGAGGCUACAGCUCACAGACCGACUGUCCAGAUUUAUUUAUCCCAGAUUUCACGCGAGCUAGGACUUUCAUCGAAAGUGAUCGCUGGCCCGGCGACGAAGAAUUUACAUUGACUCUUACGGAUGAAUCGGGCAAAAGGUUGGCUUUUGCUCAAAACAUGCUGCGAGAUAUUUAA
Messenger RNA from Acanthocheilonema viteae, 267 nucleotides. NCBI's taxonomy places the organism in Eukaryota, Metazoa, Nematoda, Chromadorea, Rhabditida, Onchocercidae. The record is from the annotation of a GenBank genome assembly.